AUGCGACCAGGCAUCAGAAACACUGUAGAGCGCCUCGACAGGCCGAGCGCCUACUACCAGAACCGCAACAAGAGGAGACGCGAUCGCGAUGACGACCAGGACCAGCCUUCAGAGCCCCAGGCUGACCCUCUAGCCAAUGCCACAACCCUCUACGUCGGCAACCUAUCCUUCUACACAACCGAAGAGCAGGUCUAUGAACUUUUCGCAAAGUGCGGCGAGAUCAAGCGCCUUAUCAUGGGUCUCGACCGCUUCAACAAAACGCCUUGCGGUUUCUGCUUUGUUGAGUACUACACACACCAGGACGCCCUGGACUGCCUAAAAUACAUUGGCGGCACCAAGCUCGACGAGCGCGUCAUCCGUACCGACCUGGAUCCCGGCUUUGAAGAGGGACGUCAAUUUGGCCGUGGCAAAUCUGGUGGUCAAGUUCGCGACGAGUACCGUGAGGACUUCGAUGAGGGCAGAGGAGGUGUUGGCAGAGCGAUACAAGCUGAAGAGCGAGACGAGUACGCUGAGGGGAAGUAA
Molecule: messenger RNA, 522 nt
Organism: Fusarium fujikuroi IMI 58289
Lineage: Eukaryota; Fungi; Ascomycota; Sordariomycetes; Hypocreales; Nectriaceae
Product: probable nuclear cap binding protein subunit 2
Exons: 3
Coding region: 1-522 (173 amino acids)
Biological process (GO): mRNA cis splicing, via spliceosome
Cellular component (GO): nuclear cap binding complex
Molecular function (GO): RNA cap binding
Source: RefSeq, a predicted model, not a curated record